Molecule: messenger RNA, 803 nt
Organism: Equus quagga
Lineage: Eukaryota; Metazoa; Chordata; Mammalia; Perissodactyla; Equidae
Product: aflatoxin B1 aldehyde reductase member 2-like
Exons: 4
Coding region: 98-427 (109 amino acids)
Source: RefSeq, a predicted model, not a curated record
UCCCCUGCAGGGUAAGUUUGUGGAGCUGGGCAUCUCCAACUAUGCCGCCUGGGAGGUGGCCGAGAUCUGCACCCUCUGCAAGAGCAAUGGCUGGAUCAUGCCCACCGUGUACCAGGGUGUGUACAACGCCCUCACCCGAAGGGUGGAGACGGAGCUCUUCCCCUGCCUGAGGCACUUUGGACUGAGGUUCUACGCCUACAACCCUCUGGCUGGGGGCCUGCUGACCGGCAAGUACAAGUACGAGGUCAAGGACGGGAAACAGCCUGCGGGCCGCUUCUUUGGUCAUAAGUGGGCUGAGUUCUACAGGAAUCGGGAAUGGCCCCCUUUCCACAUGGCGCUUGGCGGGACAAUUCUAGACUCUUACAGCUUCCUUCCCUGUGGCAUCUUCUCUUUAAUGGAGGAGAGCAACAAACCAGGCUUCAUGUGAGAGACUCGAUGCGAGUUUGUGGAAAGGGCUGCGGGCUUUUGAAGCGGCGGAGUUUGUGAUAUUUGGAGUCUCUGUGUGUGCACAGCUGUGAUUUAAAUACUAAUCCAGCCCCUGCCUCCUCAAGAGUUGCAGGGAACCACUGCCAGGUUUAUGGACCGUCACUGUAAGCAGUGUUUCUCAAGGAGCUUUCACACCACCAUCAGAUCCAGGCUGAUGGUCCCCCACUGCUGCUCGUUAGUUUAUAAAGCAUCAUCAGGUCCGUCAUCUCCUCUAUGAGUCGCAUUCAGUGUAUGGUUCUGUCAUGGUGCGUGUCCUUUCCUCACUGAGCAGGUGAGAAAAGUGAAGGCAGGUGGCUCCGCCGAGGCCAGAGCCAGCA